Penicillium verhagenii is the source of this 954-nucleotide messenger RNA. RefSeq names its product prephenate dehydratase PHA2. Gene Ontology annotation, molecular function: chorismate mutase activity; prephenate dehydratase activity. The record is from RefSeq and is a predicted model, not a curated record. Gene Ontology annotation, biological process: L-phenylalanine biosynthetic process. The transcript has 2 exons. NCBI's taxonomy places the organism in Eukaryota, Fungi, Ascomycota, Eurotiomycetes, Eurotiales, Aspergillaceae. Gene Ontology annotation, cellular component: cytoplasm. The coding region runs from base 1 to 954 and encodes 317 amino acids.
AUGACGCGCUUACGGGUGGCUUUUCUCGGCCCACUAGCAUCUUUCUCACACCAGGCCGCAGCUGAAGCUUUCGGUAAAAUCUCAGCCUCGUUACUUCCCCAUAUCUCCUUCGCCGAUGCCUUUGCUGCCGUUCAAAACCAAGAGGCUGAUUAUGCCGUGAUCCCUUGCGAAAAUUCAACCAAUGGUUCGGUUGUUCAGACUCUCGACCUCCUCGCCGAUCGAAAUGAUCAGUAUAAAGACGUGAAAGUAUGCGGCGAAUACUAUUUGACCGUGCACCACUGCUUGUUGGUACACAAGGGCUCAUAUCCCUCCGGUUGGUCCGGGUACGACGGGGCCAUCACCAAGCUAUACACACACCCCCAGGCCUGGGGUCAAUGCGAGGGAUUCCUUUCUCAAUAUUUCAAGGGUGUAGAAAGACAAGAUGUCUCUUCAACUUCGAAGGGAGCGGAGAUUAUCUCCAAGUCGCCGACGGAGAAAAGCGCUGCUAUUGCAAGCCGAUUCGCCGCGGAGCAUCACGGUGUUGACGUUCUGAAGGAGAAUAUUGAGGAUCGCGCGGAUAAUACCACUCGAUUCUUGAUUUUGAGGAACAUCCAUGUUGAACGGACAGCUACGCUUGACUUGGAGCAGCCCAAGGCGCCCACUUCAACGCCAGAUCCUAUCCACGAAAGCACGCAUAAAACGUUGAUCACAUUCUCCAUUGAUCAUUCCUCGCCGGGUGCAUUGGCAAGUGCGCUUUUGAUUUUUAAGAAUCACGGACUGAAUCUCACGACAAUAAACACCAGGCCCAGUUUGAAACGGGCUUGGCAAUAUAUCUUUUUUGUGGAAUGUGGACGAACCCCAUCGGAGGAAAACAAGGAUGCUGUUGUAGAGGCUUUGCAAGAUCUGCAACACGUCACGGAGUCGUGCAGGGAUUUAGGGACAUGGAAGGAUCAGCUGGGCGCACAGACUGCAUAA